Rotaria sp. Silwood2 is the source of this 396-nucleotide messenger RNA. The record is from the annotation of a GenBank genome assembly. NCBI's taxonomy places the organism in Eukaryota, Metazoa, Rotifera, Eurotatoria, Philodinida, Philodinidae.
AUGAAUCAAUUAAGUGUGUUUUCUGCAUCACGUUAUCAAAAACAUGAUGAUUCUUGUGAAGUUUGUUUCGACGCAAAGCCUACUGAUAUUAUAUUAAUUACUUGUACACAUCGACAAAAUUUUUGUGAGACAUGUAUGCGAUCAUGGUUCAAAUCAGGAAAAUUUACUUGCCCUAAAUGUCGAACAUUUUGGCCAGUAAAAGAUUAUUUGGAAAAAACAAAUCAAAGUACAGCUAAUAUUGCUAAUGUAUCACUUAAACUGAAAUAUCCAACAUCAUCUACUGCGAACGUUCCUCCUCCAACACCAUUAACAGCUGGUGAUUUAAUGCAUAGUGCUGUAAUGUGUUCUUCAAUUGGACUACUUAUUUGUUUAAUAGUAUAUCCAGCUCUUAAGUAG